UAUCAUUUCUUUUAGUUCGUCUACCCCUGAUCACAACGUCCGACAGCCAAGUGAGAUUUGAGAUACUCUUCCGUUUUGGACAACAUGUCCAACAAUCCAAGUGAUCUCCUGAAAACCAUUAACGAUAAUGUGGGACGGCUCAAGAAAUUGCUGGCUCAGGAAAGUGAAACUGCACAAAAGCUGAUCAAAGACAUGCUGGACAAUCUCGGCAAAAUUCUGGAAACUCAUGAUGAUGGGCGUGGCGGACAUAGUCGCGUCCCUUACAGUCACAAUCAAGCCCCUGAGGGAGUUCCGAAAGCUGUGAGAAAGCUUGAAAUUCGGCUGAGAGAACUGAUCAAUAUUAUCAACUUGCUGGCCCCAAAACAGACACAGCUGGAAGUUGCUCUCGAAACUCUGAAUAGGCGCCUCUGAAGAAGUGUCCAUUAGAUCAUAAUAUGAUCACUAGACAUGACCAUCUCCAUAUAAUAUAAUAUAAUAUAAUAUAUUAAUAAAUAAUGAAUAGAUGGUCAUUAGAUCACUUUGAUCAUAUGUACUAACGAAGUCUGUAUCAUCUAUAUAUGUUUGUUAAUGCUUGGCGUCGCACUCUGUACGUACGUACGUACGUACUAGCUAGUUUGGUAA
Messenger RNA from Juglans regia (Persian walnut), 621 nucleotides. RefSeq lists its product as uncharacterized. NCBI's taxonomy places the organism in Eukaryota, Viridiplantae, Streptophyta, Magnoliopsida, Fagales, Juglandaceae. The transcript has 3 exons. The record is from RefSeq and is a predicted model, not a curated record. Bases 85 to 411 code for a protein of 108 amino acids.